GUGCGUUGCGAAAUUGACAGUAACAAAUGAUAAUUCAAUCUUGCUGUCACAUCAUUUAAUUAUUUUUUAUAUUUAUCUGACGUACAUCAAUAAUUAUAAAUAUUAAAAUUACUUAUAGUUUUUUGAAGUUUGUCAUAAAUUCUAAGUACUGAAAAAUAAAAAAUGGCUGAAAAUAGUAAUGAUUUUGAUGCUGAUAAUAAUGACGAAAAUAUUCGUCACAGUUUAGAACUUAAUUAUGGUCUGGCAAUUAAAUUUCCUAAAGUAAUUAAUGGUAAAAUUAAUACGAAAAAUUUUUUGGCUGCAUCUCAAGCCAUCAUCAAAGUUCUAGAUAAAUUUGGUAAAGUUUUUGCUCCGAUAAAAUACGAUAUGCAAAUAAAUAUUGAGAAAAUAAUUAUAAAGUAUUUAGCAAAUAAGCAAGAAUACUUUACACUACAGGAUUUAUUAUUAUCGGAGCAAACGUCGGGUAAAAAUACAAUUGUUAUUGAUGCUUUCGUUUGGUUGACUAGAGGACUGAGAAUGAUUCAGCUGUUUAUCGAUAAAAUAGUAGAAAAUUCAAAAGCAGUACCAGCAAAAACAGGCAACGAGGCUGAGGAUCUUGUAGCUAGUAUUAAAGAUUCUUACAAGGAAUCCUUGGAACCUUAUCACGGCUGGAUGGCCCAGCAGUUGUUUGGAGUACUUAACCAAUUGCUCAUCUAAUCAUCUAA
Messenger RNA from Microplitis demolitor, 704 nucleotides. Its product is annotated as putative protein PLEKHA9. Lineage: Eukaryota; Metazoa; Arthropoda; Insecta; Hymenoptera; Braconidae. Bases 163 to 696 code for a protein of 177 amino acids. Gene Ontology annotation, biological process: ceramide transport; intermembrane lipid transfer. Gene Ontology annotation, molecular function: ceramide 1-phosphate binding; ceramide 1-phosphate transfer activity. Gene Ontology annotation, cellular component: cytosol; cytoplasm; membrane. The transcript has 4 exons. The record is from RefSeq and is a predicted model, not a curated record.